Messenger RNA from Salarias fasciatus (jewelled blenny), 1158 nucleotides. RefSeq names its product COMM domain containing 7 (gene commd7). Lineage: Eukaryota; Metazoa; Chordata; Actinopteri; Blenniiformes; Blenniidae. Gene Ontology annotation, molecular function: NF-kappaB binding. Gene Ontology annotation, biological process: tumor necrosis factor-mediated signaling pathway; negative regulation of DNA-templated transcription. The coding region runs from base 502 to 1101 and encodes 199 amino acids. The transcript has 10 exons. The record is from RefSeq and is a predicted model, not a curated record.
CAUAACUGCUCGAGAUCAAACUCAUCCGCGGCGCGAGGAGCGGGGACCGGGACCGAGACCGGGACCGAGACCGGGACCGGAGCAGGAGAGUUCCUCCGGGGGAGAAGAGUCUGGAGCAGCGGAGCGCAAAGCUAAAACUAAAGAAAACUAAAGAAAAAAACCGAGCGAGGCGUCAAUCCGGAGAGAGAGAGAGAGAGCGAGAGAGAGAGAGAGAGACAGAGAGAGCGUGCUGCUGCACAUCCACACACACACAUACACACACACACUCUCUCUCUCUCUGCACUCUACACUCUCUCUCUCUUUACGAGCGCGUGCCCCACUGAACACAAGGUGAACCUCCGCGUGGGUCGAUCCCGCGCCGCCCACGUGCGCAAACAGGCGGCUCCUGAUUGGCCCGGAGAGUCUGCUGCAGCUGUGAAGCGCCAGCGCGCAUGCGCGGUGACGAACCCGGAAGUGAUGCGGAGCUGCUCGUCGGUGGAUUUUUAAUAAAAACGGAGAAAAAUGAAACUUCACUUCAACAGAGACGUUUUGCCGGAUUCUGUCAGCUCAGACUUCAGCAAGCUCAACAAGUUCAGCGAGCAGCAAUUUCAGCGUCUGAUUGAAAUUCUGUUCCAGUUCCUGCUGGAGCCCAAAGAGGCGGAGCGCUUCAUGCAGCAGCUCUCGGAGUUUGCGGCGGAGCAGGGUCUGAGCGCCGGGCCGCUGAAGAGCCUGAUGAAGAGCGUCCUGCUGCUGCCGCAGGGAGCCGUGAAGAAGAACCUGACCUCCGAGCAGAUCAGAGACGACCUCUUGACCUUAGGACUGAACCAGGACAAGGCCGCUCACUUCUCACAGCAGUGGGGUGAAAACUGUGGCUCCCUGUCGCGGCUGGCCGUGGGACAGACGCUGAUGGUCAACCAGCUGGUGGACCUGGAGUGGAAGUUCGGAGUGACGGUGGGAACCAGCGAGGUCCAGAAGGCGGGCAACAUCUUCCUGCAGUUGAAGCUGGUGGUCCGCAGGGGGAGCUCCACAGAGAAUGUCUACAUGGAACUGACGCUGCCUCAGUUUUACAACUUCCUACACGAGAUGGAGCGAGCCAAGGCCAGCAUGGAGUGUUUCAGCUGAGUGUGUGUGUGUGUGUGUGUGUGUGUGUGUGUGUGUGUGAGAGAUCUACAAAUAAAA